Bemisia tabaci is the source of this 674-nucleotide messenger RNA. Lineage: Eukaryota; Metazoa; Arthropoda; Insecta; Hemiptera; Aleyrodidae. The record is from RefSeq and is a predicted model, not a curated record.
AUGGACAGUUGGGAUAAUUUCAAGAAAGAGACACCCAGCGUUGCCUCACAACUGGAUGAAGGGCACGCGCUGCAGCAAAGUGAGAAAGAAAAGGCGAGACUUCGAAACAGAGAGUAUAUGACACGAUUAAUAGAUCUUAUCCGCACGUUGGCUAAAAGUGGUAGACCUCUUCGGGGCCACGACGAGAAGAAGGAAAGUGAUGACAAAGGAUUAUUUUUAGAAAUUUUUGCUCUAAUGUGCAGGUAUGAUCCAUUUCUACAAUCGUACAUAGAAUCUGCUCCUAAAAACUGCUCCUACCUUAGCAAAGGAAUCCAAAAUGAUUUAUUGGAAGCUCUUAACAAUGUUAUGCUUAGGAAAAUAAGUGCUGAUGUGACCGGUAAACCCGUCUCACUCAUAGCCGACGAAACAUCUGACGUGAAACAUCACGAACAAAUGAGUAUUGUACUACGCUACAUUCCCGAUGGAGGUAUCCUACCCAUAGAAACGUUUGUCGGGUUGUAUAAGCUAGAGAAAACGGACGCAGAAUCAAUUUUCAAAGAACUUGAAACUGUUGUAAGCUCCCUACGCAUUGACUGGAAAGAUGUCACUGCCGUUUGUUUUGACGGAGCAUCAGCAAUGUCCGGGGAGUUUUCAGGUGUCCAAGCACGAUGCAAAGAGAAGAACCCAUCCAUUAU